AUGUCGCCGGCGGCGGCGCCGCCGCUGGAAGACGAAAACCUACUCUCCGAGAUCCUCCUCCGCCUCCCCCCGCUGCCGUCCUCCCUUCCCCGCGCAUCCGCCGUCUGCAAGCCCUGGCGCCUCCUCGUAUCAAACCCCGGCUUCGUGCGCCGCUUCCGCCGCCACCACCGACGCAGCCCUCCCCUCCUCGGCUGCUUCGUCCUAGACCGGGGAGGCGUCUCUUUCACACCUACCAUGGAUUCCACGGAUCGUGUCCCCGCCGGGCACUUCUCCUUGCAGCUCGACGACGGCAACCGCUUCUGUCUCCUCGGCUGUCGCCAUGGCCUUGUGCUCAUCUCCAACGAUACACGGAAGCAAGUCUUGGUGUGGGACCCCGUCACCGGCGACCAGCACCACAUCGCCUUUCCCCCAUGCUUCGACACAUACCCGAUUCAUGGGGCGGUGCUUCGUGCUGCCGGCGAGGUGGACCCCUUCCAGGUGGUCCUGGUACAGGUCGUAUGGGACGAAGAGCAUUUGCGAGUGCUCGCCUGCGUUUACUCGUCAGAGACCGGCGGAUGGGGUAAUCUUAUCUUAAUACCAAUUCCAUCAUCGGUUUAUUGUGCGGGCAUGCCAGCCGUGUUGGUUGGGAAUUCCUUCUACUGGCGUCUUGCUGGGUGUUUUUGUGCUAUUCUCGAGUUUGAUUUGGAGAGGCAAAGCUUAGCUGUGAUACAAGUGCCAGUUGGUGAGGAGAAUAGCUUCACUGUUAUGCGGGCCGAGGGUGGUGGGCUAGGUUUACUCUCGGUGUCAGGCUUCACCGCCCAAUUAUGGAAGAGGGAGAUUGAUUCUGAUGGUCUUUCAUCAUGGGGGAUGGGAAGAACUAUUGAACUGGACAAGCUACUUUCCCUGAAUCCAGAGAAGGAGAGAGUGCCCCCGAGAAUACAUGGGCUUGCUGAGUACAAUAAUGUGGUGUUCCUGACUAGAGGUGAUGGAAGUGUCAUCAUGCUGCACCUUGAGUCAUUGAAAUUCAAGAAGUUUCAUGGGAUUGUCAAAGGUUUAUAUCAUCAUCAAUUCGAAAGUGUCUAUUCUGCAGGCACCAGCAUUGGUGGUGGACAUGAUGGAGCUGAGCUUUUGCACAAUUCAUAAGAUGAUUGUCUGGGUAGAUAUGCUAUUAUGUUUUUUGGUUGAGCGGGUA
Molecule: messenger RNA, 1171 nt
Organism: Triticum dicoccoides
Lineage: Eukaryota; Viridiplantae; Streptophyta; Magnoliopsida; Poales; Poaceae
Exons: 2
Coding region: 1-1122 (373 amino acids)
Molecular function (GO): protein binding
Source: RefSeq, a predicted model, not a curated record